AGAGAUAUUUGUUUGGCUCUGGAUGGUAUCUCCUCUCACAGGUCUUCUAGAUAACUGGGCUCACCACUUGGGAUGGGCAAACCAAAGAAAGAAGCUUUUGACUAUUGAUACUCCUCUGGUCUGGGUCCAUGAGCUCCUUGAACCAGGAAGAAAUAGGUGGAAUGAGGAGCUUGUUAGAAGUUGCUUCUCACAUGAUGAAAGUAAGGCUAUUCUAGCCAUCAACACUCUGAACUCUACUUUCAAAGACAAAUGGAUUUUGGAAGGGAACUCCAAUGGUUCAAUUUCAGUGGCUAAGGCUUACUCAAUUGUCUAUGAGGAAAUUGCUAUCAUU
Messenger RNA from Striga asiatica, 331 nucleotides. The record is from the annotation of a GenBank genome assembly. Lineage: Eukaryota; Viridiplantae; Streptophyta; Magnoliopsida; Lamiales; Orobanchaceae.